UUUUAUAUAGCAAUGAUGAUGGCAGCCAUUGGAUGAUGGUAUGUAAAAGAAAUGGCUCCCCUCGGAUUACCUCCUGGUUUCAGGUUUCAUCCCACUGACGAAGAACUCGUGAACUACUAUCUCAAAAGAAAAAUAAAUAGGCUACAAAUCGAACUCGACAUCAUCCCCGAGGUCAAUCUCUACAAAUCCGAACCAUGGGAAUUAGCAGAGAAAUCAUUUUUUCCGAGUAGAGAUCCGGAGUGGUACUUCUUUGGACCCCGUGACCGAAAAUACCCGAAUGGAUUCCGGACGAACAGGGCGACGACAGCAGGAUAUUGGAAGUCUACUGGGAAGGACAGGAGAGUUUGUUGCCAGAAUCGAGCCAUCGGAAUGAAGAAGACUUUGGUUUACUACCGUGGCCGUGCCCCUCAGGGAAUCAGAACAAAUUGGGUAAUGCAUGAAUAUCGUCUCGACGAUAAUGAAAGCGAGGACACCUGCGGAAUUCAGGAUGGUUACGCACUAUGUCGGGUGUUCAAGAAAAACGGGACGAUAGGAUCGGAAAUGGAAGCGCAAGGGCGGUGUAGUUCAUCUGUGGCGGAUCAAGACUACUCGCAGGAGCCGCCUUUAGGCGCCUCCUCGUCUUUAUGUAUGGAAGAGGAAGAAGAUAAUGAUAAAGAUGAGUCAUGGAUGCAGUUUAUCACUGAUGAUGCAUGGACUGGAGUCGAAGCUUCUAACACUGCCCAUUUAUAAUAUCUAAAUUAAUUUUAUUUAAACAUUAA
Molecule: messenger RNA, 758 nt
Organism: Hibiscus syriacus
Lineage: Eukaryota; Viridiplantae; Streptophyta; Magnoliopsida; Malvales; Malvaceae
Product: NAC domain-containing protein 45-like
Exons: 3
Coding region: 52-729 (225 amino acids)
Biological process (GO): regulation of DNA-templated transcription
Molecular function (GO): DNA binding
Source: RefSeq, a predicted model, not a curated record